Messenger RNA from Helianthus annuus (common sunflower), 1139 nucleotides. Its product is annotated as AT-hook motif nuclear-localized protein 24. The transcript has a single exon. Lineage: Eukaryota; Viridiplantae; Streptophyta; Magnoliopsida; Asterales; Asteraceae. Gene Ontology annotation, cellular component: nucleus. The record is from RefSeq and is a predicted model, not a curated record. Gene Ontology annotation, molecular function: minor groove of adenine-thymine-rich DNA binding; DNA-binding transcription factor activity. Gene Ontology annotation, biological process: vegetative to reproductive phase transition of meristem. The coding region runs from base 140 to 1003 and encodes 287 amino acids.
GUAACCUGUUUAAAACCCUAAUUAAACUCAGCUCAAAGUAGAAUUUGGUGUUCUUGCUCAUCUUCAAAUCUUUCUACGGAAGAUUACCACUUGAAAUUCUUUACUCUGAACUCAGUUUUUGAACAAGAACUGAGCGGAGAUGGAUGGCCACUCUCUCCCACCACCGUUUCAUACAAGAAACUUCAAUCUGCACCAGUUCCAACAGAAUUCUGAAGAUGAACAAAGCGGCAACAAUGGUCUCAACAUGAGUGGUCACAAAAGAGAACAUGAGAAUGAAGAUAUGUUGAACAAUAGCGGCGGUGGUGGUGGCAGUGGUAGUGAAGGCAAAGACGGAGACGGAGAGAUGGGUAGACGACCCCGAGGACGUCCCGCGGGGUCGAAAAACAAACCCAAACCGCCUAUAAUAAUCACGAGGGACAGCGCUAACGCGCUGCGCACCCAUGUGAUGGAAGUUGCCGACGGGUGUGAUGUGAUGGAUAGCAUCAGCACAUUCGCACGCCGUCGGCAACGUGGUGUCUGUAUCAUAAGUGGUACAGGAACCGUCACAAAUGUGACACUGCGACAACCGGCCUCGCCUGGGGCGGUUGUCACAUUGCAUGGGCGGUUUGAGAUCCUGUCCUUGGCAGGAUCUUUCCUGCCACCGCCAGCACCACCUGCUGCCACCGGCUUAACUAUUUAUUUAGCCGGUGGCCAAGGGCAGGUGGUGGGUGGUAGUGUGGUGGGAACCCUAUUAGCCGCAGGGCCGGUUGUUAUCAUGGCGGCUUCGUUUAGCAACGCCGCCUAUGAAAGACUGCCUCUUGAGGAUGAAGAAAGUAAUUUGCCUAUUCAAGGUGGCUCCCUAGGAUCUCCCGGAGCCAUCACACCACCACCAUCACAACAGCAACAACAAUUAAUGACGGAUCCGUCGCUGUUUCAAGGCAUGCCACCAAAUCUACUAAACUCAGUUCAGUUGCCAAAUGAUGCUUAUUGGGGUAACCAUGGUAGCAGUCGCCCAUCAUUCUAAGAUCAUAACAUUUGUAACUGCAUCUCAUUGAGCAAAAUCUUGUGAUUUCAAUUCUUUUAGUUUCAUCUUAUUUUUAUUAUAGUGUAUGUCAACUCUUUUGCUUCUUACUUUCAUCAGUUUUAGGGUUUCUUGAUUU